Messenger RNA from Plectropomus leopardus (leopard coralgrouper), 1052 nucleotides. RefSeq names its product RWD domain containing 1 (gene rwdd1). Lineage: Eukaryota; Metazoa; Chordata; Actinopteri; Perciformes; Serranidae. The record is from RefSeq and is a predicted model, not a curated record. Gene Ontology annotation, molecular function: protein binding.
UGACAGGCGGAGCGAAGAUGUUAUCGAGCUGGAGCCUGGCAGCAGCACGCAGUUCGCCGGUGUGUUAGCUUCCACAGAGAGGUGAUGAUCUGUCCACCCUCCAGAUAACCUGCAGCCCCGCCAACAUGACAGACUACGCCGAGGAGCAAAGAAAUGAAUUGGAAGCGAUAGAGUCCAUCUACCCGGACUCCUUCACAGUGCUUUCAGAUGAUCCCGCCAGCUUCACCAUCACUGUAACAUCAGAUGCAGGGGAAAAUGAUGAAACUGUGGAAGCAACAUUAAAGUUCACAUAUGUAGAGAAAUAUCCAGACGAGCCUCCGCUGUGGGAGAUCCACUCCCAGGAGAACUUGGAGGACAGUGACGUGGAGGAAAUCCUCACCUUACUGCAGCAGCAGGCGGUAGAGAACUUGGGCAUGGUGAUGAUUUUCACGCUGGUGACAGCCGUUCAGGAGAAACUCAACGAAAUUGUGGAUGUGAUGAAAAGCAGACGAGAGGAGGAAAAACGGCGAAAAGAAGCAGAGGCAGAGGAAGCAGAGAAGGUGGCGUUCCAGGGCACAGUGGUAACCAUUGAAACCUUCCUGCUGUGGAAAGCCAAGUUUGAGCUGGAGAUGGCUGAGCUAAGGAGGAAAAAGCAGAAAGAAGAGGAGCAAGGAGGAAAAGCCAAACUGACUGGUAAACAGCUGUUUGAGACAGACCAUAACCUGGACACAUCAGACAUCCAGUUCCUUGAAGACGCUGGAAACAACGUUGAAGUGGAUGAGUCACUGUUCCAGGACAUUGAGGACUUGGACUUGGACUUGGAUGAGGAUGACCCAGACUUUGACCCUUUAGAGAUGGGAAGUGAUGAAGACUAAAGCAGGACUAAGGACAGAGGACUGUUGAGGACCGAUAAGACCAUACCCACCCUUCUCUAGAAUCUGAUUAUCUGACCAACACAUUUUUCAAAGACUCUAACAGCUAGAGAUUAAAUCUUUAUAAAUACAACACACAUAUACACGCCCAGUACUUUUCACUUCUGUGUCCAAACAAUUAAAUUGAUCAAAUAAACCUGA